AUGCAUUCUACUGCAGAUUUUGACAACACAACCGAACAAAGAGGGGGAUAUCCCAUGUCAACCAUUUUCCCAGGAAAACAUGAUCUAUUGCUAGGGAGGGGCGGAGAAACCAACAAUCACAGUGGCAACAUCAACUUUCGAGGCCUGAUUCAAGAGUACAAACAGGAAUAUCAGGCUGCAUCCAAAGGCCAAAAGCCAGCAAUUGCCAAGAAACUUGUCAAAAGGUGGAGGAACUUGGACCCACCUGGUCGUUUCUUAGCCAAAGAAGAUGGCACAGAACGAUGGGUUGAUAUUGGUGAUGAAGCUGCCAGACGCAGAACCUCCAAGUCACUCGGGGAAAAGACCAAGCGUUCAAGUCCCAGUGCUGCCGCUACCGCACCAAGUUCUGGUAAGAAACGGAGACGAGAUGAUAGCUCUGAUGAACUGCAUCGAUUAAGCAAUCCCUCCUCCGAACUUCGGGAGCCUCAGGCAUCUCCCAACUUGGCUUUCUCAAACUCCUUCGAACCCUUCGCGGGCACAGGAAGGCUGGGUACCACCAACACGUAUGGAAGCAACGACAACCUUCAGCUGCAACCCAACCAGUCCUCGUCUUCACUGACAUGCGGCGCUAGUACUAUGACUCCUCAAACUGCGUCAUACUCCUCGACUGGACAGGUCAAGUUACAGGGAGGCGCCACCUUGGCCACUGGUGCAUAUACCGGUACGCAGCAGGCAGGGGGUCGCUACCAAGUACCUUCCGCAGGCUCGAAUGUUCACUAUCACCUGGGAAGUCACAUGGGCGGCGCUGGAACCAAUGUAGUUGGGCAUUCCCUAACAUAUGGCGGCCAAAGGAACGCAAACUCAUCCGACUCGAAUACCAUCAGGUCACUACUGGACCCCCAGCAAUGGCUUCAGUUGCACGCCACUUCGCUCGAGGACGUUCCUACUGCUGCAGAUCUUCUUGCAAGUAAUGUCUUCGCAUCUUCAAGCUCCUCCGCAAGCGUCCAAAGUCCUCCAGACUCGAACAAUGAUCACAACCCACCAGAGUCUUCAGAUCCCAAUAUAUAG
Seminavis robusta is the source of this 1047-nucleotide messenger RNA. The record is from the annotation of a GenBank genome assembly. Lineage: Eukaryota; Bacillariophyta; Bacillariophyceae; Naviculales; Naviculaceae.